CAUUCUUUGUCCUCUUAUGCAAUAUGGGAGCCUUCCCUAAACAAACCUUUAUCUGCGAUACCAUGUAGGGAAGAUUUCUCUCAGCUCGCCAUUUGCCUUUGUCCUCAACUAGAAAAAAAAGCAUACUUGUUUACUUCCAAGAGCAGAUAUAAAAUGAGCCACCAGCUGCUAAUCCCGGACAAGACUUUCAUAAUCCAUGUAUACCAUCCUCCAUUGUUCUCUCGACCCCUUCAGACCCAGAUAGUCCAAUCACGUCGAAACCCUCCAUAACAAUGGCACAGCCUGAGGACAAUACCGACCAUACCCCCAUGUUCACCGAGGUGGAGGAUUUGCCCGGCUUAGAUGUAUGCUCGAUUGCAAUCCUACGUCUCGAGAAUGUGGAUUAUCCCGAGCUGAUCGCCGACGAGUGGGCGCUGGCCCUGCAGAUCUUGCAGAAUGUCUGGCGGGACCGCCGUCUCAAAUCCCCAGCGCUUAGCAGCAGGCAGCUGGGUGGCGUUCUCGUUGCCAGGGGGUGUAUACGCAUGUUCAUCGAGGGCCCCCUGGAAACUGGGGACUGUGGCCAGCCGCUGUGCUGGGAGUACAAGGGUGUAGAUAAGUUUGUUGAAAUGCAUCUGGAACAGAAUUAUCAGGAUUUCCAGGCUGCCUUUGAAGCAUUCUUCGAUGAUUUGGGGGAUGAGACCGAGGUUGAGGUCGAGGCCGAGGCUGGGAGUUGAGAUUCGACGAGUCUCUUAUGGGAAGGGUACUGGUUCUGGACAAUUAUUCUUCACCUGUUUAACUCUUCACCGCAAGCGAUGAUAAAAUACUGCAAUAAAAAUG
Aspergillus japonicus CBS 114.51 is the source of this 816-nucleotide messenger RNA. RefSeq lists its product as uncharacterized. The record is from RefSeq and is a predicted model, not a curated record. The transcript has a single exon. The coding region runs from base 273 to 713 and encodes 146 amino acids. Lineage: Eukaryota; Fungi; Ascomycota; Eurotiomycetes; Eurotiales; Aspergillaceae.